Molecule: messenger RNA, 2856 nt
Organism: Arachis duranensis
Lineage: Eukaryota; Viridiplantae; Streptophyta; Magnoliopsida; Fabales; Fabaceae
Cellular component (GO): mitochondrial inner membrane
Molecular function (GO): calcium ion binding; S-adenosyl-L-methionine transmembrane transporter activity
Source: RefSeq, a predicted model, not a curated record
CAUUCACCUUUAUGUAAUAAAAUCUUCAUGUAUUCUGUAUUGUAAAAAAUGAUUUCUUUUUGUUAAUUUCUGAGCUUAAUUGGUUCACCUCAUUUCAAUAAAAUUCUGAUUUUUUGUUUAGUUGUGUUGAUUUGGGUUUUCUCUGCACACACACUCAAAGGCUGCGACUUCUUCAAGGGUUGAUCGAAAAAUGGUGUCUGGGAACGACCCAGUUGAGUCCUUCUUCAAUUCCAUUCAGGUUGUGAAGGAAUCGCUGUCCCCUUUGGAAGUGGGUAUUCGGAAAGCUGCAAAGGAUCUUGAGCACUGCUUCCUGUCAGGACAUAAGAAUAAGGGCACGAAAGGUGUUUGUUUGAUUGCCCAGGUGAAGCAAGGUGGUGAAUUUCAGAUCUGCGAUGUGAAGAAGAAGAAAGGGUUGUCAAUGAAGGUUCCCUUGAAGGCUUUCUUGGGUAUUUUCUCACAAAACUCAGUGAGUGGUAAUGGGAAUGUGAAUGUGAAUGGUGAUGAGGUGGAUAAAAAGGGUGAUGGGUCUUCUUCCUGCACCAAUUGCUUGAAGUUUGCAGUGACUUGGUCUUUGCUGGUUAAUGGUUUCCUUCAGGCUCUCCCAGCUCCUUUCAAAGCUGGGAGAAAGAGGUCUCAGAAAAUGGCUGGUGAUGAAGAUGGGAAGGUAUGUUCAUGCAUGAAGCCAAGUGUUUCAUCGAGUGAAGUGACGCAGGAUGAGACCAAGGGCCAGUUUAUUAGGACAGUUAAGGAAAAAGGUGUGAAGUGGAAGGAUGGUAAACAUGUCUCACUUGAAUGUCUUAUAGGUUUAAUCUUUAAUCAGUUGAAUCAAACCAUUCAGAGUCUUGAUCAUGGUCUGCAUGGAAAUGACCCUGAAAAUGUGAAAACUUCACAACCUUCUAUACCACCUCAGAUUGGCCAUGUCAAUGCAUUCACAAACUUCUUGGAAGGGCACAAAAUGGAUGUGAAUAGCUUCUUGGGAAAUUUGAAUUUUGCAAAGGUAGGUGGUGUGCCAUCGGGUGUAGCUGGAGAAGAAAGCCCUUUAUCAAGUGAAGAAGGAUAUAAUGGUAAUAAUGCUAAUAGUGGUCAUGAUGAUAACAAGGAGGACGCUGGAGGGAUUUCGCCGCAGAAGGUUGCCUCUAACAUAUUCAGUAUUCCUCUAACAAAUGUGGAGCGUCUAAGGUCUACACUUUCCACUGUUUCAUUGACAGAAUUGGUUGAGCUGUUGCCACAGCUCAGGAGAGCAUCGAAAGAACACCCUGAUAAGAAGAAACUGAUCUCUGUACAAGAUUUCUUUAGGUACACAGAGGCUGAAGGGAGGAGGUUCUUUGAGGAGCUGGAUAGAGAUGGUGAUGGCCAAGUAACCCUGGAAGAUCUAGAAAUUGCAAUGAGAGACAGAAAACUGCCACGAAGAUAUGCCAAAGAAUUUAUGAGCCGUACAAGAAGUCAUUUGUUUUCUCGGUCCUUUGGAUGGAAGCAGUUCUUGUCAUUUAUGGAACAAAAGGAGCCAACAAUUCUUCGUGCAUAUACUUCUCUGUGUCUAACCAAAUCGGGGACACUGAAGAAGAGUGAAAUAUUGGAAUUACUAAAGAAUGCAGGGCUGCCUGCAAAUGAAGACAAUGCAGUAGCUAUGAUGCGAUUUCUGAGGGCAGACACAGAAGAAUCUAUUUCUUAUGGACAUUUUCGUAAUUUCAUGCUUCUGCUUCCCUCUGACCGUCUUCAAGAGGAUCCUAGGAGUAUAUGGUUUGAAGCUGCAACUGUAGUGGCCUUUCUUGUGCCCUCUCUUGUGCAUUACUGCAUCCAGUUGAUUCAAUCAAGACUCGAGUACAAGCAUCAACCAUGUCCUUCCCUGAAAUCAUUGCCAAGCUGCCACAGAUUGGAGUUCGGGGUUUAUAUAGGGGAUCAAUCCCUGCAAUUCUUGGACAGUUUUCAAGCCAUGGCCUUCGAACUGGGAUAUUUGAAGCAAGUAAAUUGGUGUUGGUAAAUGUAGCUCCUAACCUACCGGAACUCCAGGUACAAUCUAUAGCAUCAUUUUGUAGCACGUUUUUGGGAACAGCUGUGCGGAUUCCAUGUGAAGUAUUAAAGCAGCGGUUGCAAGCUGGUCUUUUUGAUAAUGUUGGUGAGGCUCUUGUUGGGACUUGGCAGCAGGAUGGUCUUAGGGGUUUCUUUCGUGGAACCGGGGCUACCCUUUGUCGUGAGGUUCCAUUUUAUGUUGCCGGCAUGGGACUUUAUGCAGAGUCUAAAAAGGGUGUCCAAAAACUGUUGGGGCGGGAACUAGAGGCCUGGGAAACAAUAGCAGUCGGAGCUUUAUCCGGGGGGUUGGCUGCCGUUGUCACGACGCCAUUUGAUGUCAUGAAAACUAGAAUGAUGACUGCGCAGGGUCGGUCUGUGUCGAUGACUAUAAUAGCCUUCUCUAUACUACGGCAUGAGGGCCCCCUGGGGUUGUUUAAAGGAGCAGUGCCAAGAUUCUUUUGGAUAGCUCCCCUAGGUGCCAUGAACUUUGCAGGCUAUGAGUUAGCAAGGAAGGCCAUGAAUAAGAAUGAGGAGCUAGCUGGUAAGGCUUCGGAGUAAUGUUAAUUAAAACCUGAAUUUAGCUGCAGCCCUUGGGGAAUUUCUUACUGGGAAAUUUUUUAGCACUUACUGAGUUAAUUGCAGCUCAUGCCUGGAUUUUCUUUAAUCUGCUGGUCAUUGAUGCUGCACUGAAAUUCACAUUUUGUUUCCUUUGUUCAUUUUGUACUUUUUUUGAGUCUGCCAUUUGUAGCAGCAGAAUCAACAAAAUUUUCUUGUACUUCCAAUUGAUUUCUUCAUCUAAUGUAUAGAUUUUAAAUCUAUCAUAAUCUUUCUCAGGUUUCUUCUUUU